AUGCUCAUUCGCACCCGGCGCGCUCACCGGCGGCACUCGGCCACUGCCAGCGGAGUUGUUCGCACAACAGUGCUGUCUCUGACUCCCUCUGCCUUCCAGAAGGAGAUGUCUCUCAACACCAAGCAGAGGCUGGCCACAGCUAAGAAGCUGAGUCUGCCUCCCAUUGUCCAGCCUCAAGACAAGCCUGGGACCUCCCAUCACAAGUUCUCAGCAGCUGCCCCAGAGCAGCGCUCGUUUCAGCCUUGCCCACCAGAGGUGGUGUUUCAGAACUACAGCCCCGGUGAGGUCUGUGAAGUGCCGCUGGUUCUGAGGAACAGGGACAAGGUUCCUCACUUGGUGAAGGUCACCUUGAAGAGCUCACCUUAUUUCCAGCUGGUGGGCCCCAAUGACGUGUGCCGCAAGGUGCCACCAGGCCUCUACACCACUGUCCGCAUCCUCUUCACCCCUGGGCAGAGAAAGGAUUAUUUCCACCAGCUCCUCUGCACCACUGAAAAUGAAGAGUUCAUUGUGCCAAUUUGGGCCAUCGGUGGCCGAGCCAUCCUGGACUUCCCUGACCAGCUGGACUUCUCCACCUGUCCGGUCAAGUACACGACCCAGAAGACCCUGCUGGUUCACAAUGUUGGAAACCGGCCUGCUUGUUACGAGCUGAGCACCCAGAGCCCUUUCUCUGUCACUCCGGCCAUGGGAACUCUGGAUGUUGGUGACGCCGUGGAGGUGGCAGUGGAAUUUCGGCCACUGAAGACUGGUGACCAUUGCAGGUCCCUUGUUGUGCACUACGACACAGGUGAAGACACCCACACAAGCCUUCAUGCCAGAGCUGUGGAUGCCCACAUCGGGCUGGACAGGAAUACUGUGACCCUGGAGAAGACGUACAUCACCAUGUCAAACAGCGCAACUGUGCUCAUCCACAACCGCAGCGACAUCACAGCCCGCUUCCAGUGGAAGGCUGUGGAUACUGAGGAACAGGAGGAACAGCUGAGGCAGAGGCAGUAUCACAGGAUAUACCAGCAGCAAAGGCACAAGUUGUAUAGUUUUCUGAAGGAGCGUGAAGUGGACAUCACUUGCCGAGAACGCCUUGCUCUUCUCAACCACACCUUCCAGAGUGAGGUAUCAAAGAUCAGAGGAGAUCCCAUGCUGUUAGACGAUGACAUUUUCUCCCUUGUGCCAAAGGAGGGUGAGAUCAUGCCGAAGUGCUCGGCUGAAAUCAGCGUGUUCUUCACGCCCCAGGCAGCCCAGGUCUAUGAGCGAACGGUUUACUGUGACGUCUCAGGCCGUGAGAACAGGCUGCCCCUGCUCCUCAUGGGGGAAGGCCUCGGGCCCCGGGUCCAUUUCCACUUUGAGGAACUCAACAUCGGGGAGGUUUUUGUCAGAGUAACCCACAGAUAUGAGGCAUACCUGAUCAACAAGGGGCCUAUUGAGGCUCCCUUCAAACUCAUCCCUCCAACCACAGCCAUGGGCUCCUGCUUCACCUUCCUGCCCCAGGAGGGCAUCGUGGCACCAGAGAAGCUCCAGGCCAUCCGGGUCUCCUUCUGUCCCACCAUCCGGGGGGAGUUUGAGGAACAAUUCUAUUUCCAUGUGGCUGAAUCCCCUAAGCCUGUGAUCUUCACUGUCAGGGGCUCUGUGAUAGGACCCACUUUCCAUUUUGAUGUGCCCGCCCUGCACUUCGGUGACAUCGCCUUUGGUUUUCCUCACACCUUGAAGUGUUGCCUGUUUAACACCUCCCUGACACCCAUGGGCUUCUCCCUGUACAUUCCUGGGGAUGGCUUGGGAGUGCCCAGUGUUAGCAGCACUACUCAGAUAGGCAAACCCAGCAGCCAGUUGUGGAGGAAGGAAGUUCGAGUUCUGAGGAGAUUACAGGAAUUUACCAUAAACCCCCACAGCGGGACCGUCCGUGCCCUGGGAUCCCAGGAUAUCAAGGUCACCCUGUGUCCCAACACUGUUGGGGACUACAAUCUGGAGCUGGUGCUGGACGUGGAAGAUGUUGGCAGGAAGGUGUUUGCACUGCCCCUCACAGCCAGGUACCAACACCUUUCCUGCACCUGCUUGUCUUUGCUCGGGCAUCCAGCACCAGCACACUGCCUGGCUGCAGCUCCAAAGGAGAAGUGCAUCGUUCCUACUCUGCGAGUGCUCAACCCUGUCGUGGAACUGGGGCACUGCUGCCUGAAGGUGCUCUAUGAUGAGAAGGUGACCCUGGUGAAUGACAGUGACUUCCCAGGCUGCUACUGUCUUCUCCCUCAGGAACACAAGGAGGAGGCUGCUGCGUGGUACUCCAGCCUUGCACCCUCGGGGAUUAUCGAGGCUCACAGCUCGGUGCAGAUCCCAAUUACACUCCAGGCCCAGUUGCUGGGACAGUGCAGCAUCACUGCCAAGCUGGCCGUGUUUGGGAGACCAGGAUCCCCACUGGAAAUCCGUUUAGAGUGCGUUGGCCAGGGCCCCGUUGUCUAUGUCCAUCCCAGGGAGAUAAACUUCGGCUCUAUCCCAGUCCUAGAGGAUUGUUCCAAAACUCUCCACCUCGCCAAUCAGUGUAAGAUUCCUGCAGCCUUCCAGGUGGAGAUGGCUGUGGAACGUUCCUGCUGGAGGAUUGAGCCCAGUAAAGGAGUGGUCCCCCCCAGUUCUGAGGUGUCCGUGGCUGUCAUAGCUAACCUGAAUGACACAGUGAAAUUCCAGGAGAAGCUGAAGGUGUUCAUUGAGAACAACCCUGUGACCAUCAUCCCUCUCCAGGCUGUGGGCAUUGGCACCACAGUUGUCUCGGACAAACCUCUUGUUCCGAAGCUCGACUUGAAGUCCUGCUUCAGCUUCAGUCGCUGCUUUUACCACUUCCAGCUGACGAACAGAGGCCGCCGCACGCAGCGGCUCUACUGGAGCACGGAAGGGUUCCGCACCUUCCGCCGCAGCGCUCGGGCCCCGGCCCCCGCGGGCCCCCCGGGCAAAGGGGCUCCCCCCAUGCCCAGGCCUGGCAGCCCCGUGUUCAAGCUGUGCCCAGCGCAGGUGGACCUGAGGCCGGGCCAGACUGUGGACAUGGUGCUGGAAGGCUGCUCCAGCACUGUCCAGGAGGUGAAGGAGCGGCUGCUGUGCCACGCUGUGGUGGGGAAAGAGACAGCAAAGAAACAGAUCCUGCAAACAGAUGUCAUCUGCAACUUCAUCUGCCCUGCAGUGCAAAUGUCCCCCAGAGCCAUCGCUUUCCGUGUGGAAAAGAAACCCAGUGAUGUCCUGACACUGCAGUACCAGCCGCUGACCUUAAAAAACACCAGCUCCCUGCCAUUCAGCGUGGUGCUGGACUUGGAGCAGCCCUUCCUGGUCUGCAAUGUCAACCGGAAGCCCCUCCCUGCAAAUUGCAAGCCUUUGCCAGUGGGUGUAGGGAAGGAACUUCAUCUCUGCAUCUGCUUUAACCCAGCUUAUAAGAACAGUCUGAUCAGCUGGGUGGUAAAGAAGGUUCUCAGGGUGAGCUUCAUGGAGCAUCCUCAUGUGGAGAAGAUCCCUCUUCGGGGGGAAGUCUGCUUCCCAAAUCUCCACCUCCCCACCAAGGCCGUGGACUUUGGCUGCAUCAUAAAUGACACUGAACAAGAGUUGAAGAUGGAGAUGACCAACUGCAGCCCACUCCCUGUCAACUACCACUGGUCAUUCCUGACAGACAGCCAGGUGAACACCAUCAGGUUCAUCCCUUCACCACCUAAAUUCAAGCCACGGUCAUUAAACAAGAGGAGAGUGUUUCUACGGAGAUACUCCAGGACUGAAAGUGUGGAGGAGCCAAUUGAAACCCCAGAAACAACGCAGGAUUCUGCCCAGGAAGAUUCUGCCCAGGAAGAUUCUGCCCUGGAGGAUUCUGUCCUGGAGGAUUCUGCCCUGGAGAAUUCUGACGAGCAGGAUUCUGCUCAGGAAGAUCAUGCCCAGGAGGAUGCUGCCCUGGAGGAUGCUGCCCUGGAGGAUUCUGCUCAGGAGGACUCUGACCAGGAGGAUUCUGCUCAGGAGGACUCUGACCAGGAGCCAGCAGAUGCACAGCAUUCCCUGGAAUCAGAGGGGCUGUCAUCCACUCCUGGGGCGUCUCAGAGGCCGCUGAGGGUGAGGGGACUGAGCUGGUUCUCAGAGAUGGAGCACCCCAAGCUGGGAAUGCAGGAGGUUUUUGACGUGCGGCCGCUGUGGGGUGAGCUGCAGCCGGGAGAGAGCGAGCAGGUCACCUUCACCUUCUUUGGGCACGCCAACGUGGUGGCGCGUGUGCGGGCGCUGUGCCACGUGCAGGGAGGCCCCAGCUACGAGGUGGUGCUGACCGGGGAGGCCUCGUGCCCCAGCUACCAGCUGGACCUGCAGGAGAUCGACUGGGGGCUGCAGAGGUUUAACAAAGUCCUCAAAGCAGAGGUGACCCUGCGCAACACCGGGGUCAUGGAAUUCACCUUCGUGGUGCCAAACUGCAGCACUGGCACUGCAGCAAAGCCUCUGCCUGGAGUGCCCGUGGUCGUGCCCACCACAGUGAGUAGCACAAGUCAUUGCCUCUGGCCCUCUGUCAGGGUUCCCUUGCACCUGGCCAGAAGCUAG
This is a messenger RNA of Melospiza melodia melodia, 4530 nucleotides long. RefSeq names its product hydrocephalus-inducing protein homolog. Bases 1 to 4530 code for a protein of 1509 amino acids. Gene Ontology annotation, biological process: cilium movement; axonemal central apparatus assembly. The record is from RefSeq and is a predicted model, not a curated record. Gene Ontology annotation, cellular component: axoneme. The transcript has 27 exons. NCBI's taxonomy places the organism in Eukaryota, Metazoa, Chordata, Aves, Passeriformes, Passerellidae.